Molecule: messenger RNA, 4968 nt
Organism: Tribolium castaneum (red flour beetle)
Lineage: Eukaryota; Metazoa; Arthropoda; Insecta; Coleoptera; Tenebrionidae
Gene: E(Pc)
Product: Enhancer of Polycomb
Exons: 7
Coding region: 457-3045 (862 amino acids)
Biological process (GO): regulation of transcription by RNA polymerase II
Cellular component (GO): NuA4 histone acetyltransferase complex; piccolo histone acetyltransferase complex
Source: RefSeq, a predicted model, not a curated record
UGUCUGGUGUUUUUGAAAUGACGUUUUCUGCGUGUUUUACAAUUGGAGGUGGCGUAUUUAGUUGUUGGACGUAAUUUGAGGGAAUUAGGGGUGUAUUUGAGGCAAAAUUUGGAGUUGUUAUGCCGAUUUGAGUGUGUUGGGCGAGUUCGGCAUGAAUGAACCACCCUCCAGAGGAGUGCGUAAAUGGUUCCCGCGCACUGCAUGUUGGUAGUAAAUUUCUAUGGUUCCAUGACAGAGCCGCCAUGAUGGCUUUCUGUAUAACACGCUCAACAUGCAAAGUUUCAAAGUUGUUUUACUGUAUUUGUGACUGAGUGCGUGUAAACAAAAACAAUGGGAACGUACUAAGGACCGCGAAGCACCGUUUAGUGUCCGUCUCGGACGGUCCGAGACGCGGGAAGGCCGUUUUCGGGCGCGUUUUAUGUUGGCCCUGUCGUGUGUUGUGUGCUGUCAACAAAUAUGUCCAAGCUUUCGUUCAGGGCGAGGGCCCUGGACGCCAGCAAGCCCAUGCCCAUAUACAUGGCGGAGGAGCUCCCGGACCUCCCGGACUACUCGGCGAUCAACCGAGCGGUCCCCCAGAUGCCCUCGGGCAUGGAAAAGGAGGAGGAAUGCGAGCACCAUCUGCAAAGGGCGAUAUGUGCGGGGCUCAUCAUCCCCACACCGGAAGUUUCGGACAUGCCAGACAAGGAAUUCUACGACAAGGUUUAUCCCGCCAACUAUAAACAGCCCCGGCAGCUCAUCCACAUGCAACCCUUCACGAUGGAACAAGACAUCCCUGACUACGACAUGGACUCGGAAGACGAACGUUGGUUGCAAUCGCAGGCGCAGAGGCUGGAUCUGACUCCUCUAAAGUUCGAGGAGAUGAUGGACCGUUUGGAGAAGAGCAGCGGCCAGACUGUGGUGAAUCUGAACGAGGCCAAAGCUCUGCUGAAGGAGGAUGACGAUCUCAUAAUCGCAGUAUUCGAUUAUUGGUUAAACAAACGCCUGAAAACCCAACAUCCCCUAAUCCUGACGGUGAAGACGGAACAGAGAGCCGGCGCCGCCCCCAACAACCCGUACCUGGCGUUCCGACGGCGAACGGAGAAGAUGCAGACCCGCAAGAACCGCAAAAACGACGAAACAUCGUAUGAAAAAAUGCUAAAACUUCGUAGGGAUCUCCAUCGGGCCGUCACGCUGCUCGAACUCGUCAAGAAACGGGAGAAGAUGAAGCGGGAACACGUCUAUCUCACAGUGGAAACGUUCGAGAAGAGAUUCCAUGCGAGGGACUUCAGUGGUGCCAUCUAUGCGGAAGCAGCAGCGAUCAAGACGACGAGGCCGGCCUUCACACCGAUCUUUCACAAUCACUAUCCGAACCAGAGCUGGUCGAAUAAGGCGAUACUCAAAGACGAAGUUAUACCCAGGAAAGAGAAAAGACAGUACAAAAAGAGGAAACACAAAUCACUGGGGCACACUCGGAGCGGUGGCAUCGGAGCGGCGGGAUUGGAUGGAUUGGGGGCGCUGUCGUCGGAUGAAGACACUAUGCCGCAGCUGUCACCCGAACCUGAAGAACUCGAGGAUGAAGGACAGUUCGCUUUCCGCAGGAAUAAGCUGUGUUCUUAUCACAUGCCGUUGCCCACGGAGGGUAACUGGCCGUGGUGUUCGAAAGAAGAGAACGGCUUGGCGGACAAGCGCUUCCGCUUCACGUUGACGUCUCUGUCGAACCCUCGCCGUUGCAUAGGUUUCGCCCGAAGACGCAUCGGUCGAGGAGGAAGGGUCAUCCUGGACCGCAUCGGAACCGACCACGAUGAUUUCUGGCGAACGUUGGAUUUCACGAUUGUCGAACCGAACGCUAAAAAAGAAGAACAACAAAACGAAACGAAUUUGUCGUCGGACGGUGUAGUUAAAAUGGACGCUAGUUUUGUUAAUAAUAAUACGAACGUAAACAAUAAUUUACGAACUGAUAUUAAAAGUGAGUAUGGUUAUGUCAGUAACAGUUUUUCACGGACGAAUGUGAAUGAUGUCGGUGGUGAGAGUGAAAGUGGGGGCCAAAUCGAUGUCAAAAAAGAGGUCGAAGAGGAUGGAGGACCACAACCGGAAACUUUUGCACAUAGCAAAAGUGACGAGGACGAAAUGGUUGAAAUUUUGCGGUCUGUUCGGAGGGAUUGGCUGCACUUCCGACCGAAGACGCCGCCCCCCGACGAAGAGUCCCCGUGCAGUUUGCUCCCGUUCAGCGAGAGUUAUUUCGUCCCCGGUGCCAACAUGUCGUUCUCAAUCGAGGUCCAGUCGUUGGAAACGCCAAGUACACUCCUGGACACUUCCGCUUUCUUAACCGAUCCAUUCACGUUUGAUAAUUUGGACAGUAUAGAAGACGUACCGGUAACCGACACGCGGCAAUCCAGUGAUAAAAUCGUGCAAACGGGCAUUAACUUGAACGUUAAUGUCGGUCUCAAUACGCUUACUCCUAGUGUUAACGAUAAUAGUAGUAGUGUUUUUUCAAAUAGUAACGCGAACCUCACUGAUAGUAUCAAGCUCGAGGAUGCGACGUCAUCGUCGACGUCGGACGAAAACGACGAAAGGACUAUCGGAUGUUCGAGGUUUUACGUGUCGGAUUUGGGCGUCACGAAGAAAAAUCAAACGUCCAAAACGCAAACCGUUACGAGUACCUUGACUAGUCCUAAGUUUAAUAGUGUCAACGCCGUGUCUGAGGGAUGGAGUAGGAGUACAGCCACCGAAGGGCCCUUGACUAACACCAACGGACUGCUCUCGCAGUUUGGCCUGGAUGGUAGGACAAAAAACAAUAAAAUAUCUUACGCUUACUCAGGCGGAGUUUACCAAACUGUACCACCCAUCAAUGCUUCCUCUGGCACAUUGAGUCUUCACACUUCUGCACACACUCUUACGCUUAAUAGUCAUAGUGCCAACAUUUUAGAAAUACCGAUAACCGACGACACGGAACCCGUCUCGAACAAACUGGUGAAUUCUCAAUGUACAGAACCAGGCACAGCUACGACAAACAACAAAACGAAAACCAUCGUCCGGAAGAACAAUCUGGUAAUGGAAGUGACGUGAUGCUCAUCUUCAGACCUGCGUUUGUCGAAAGCGCAGGAUGGCUUUUUACUAUCAACAAGGUGUUUCAUUUUCUGCUGGUUAUACGUUUUCAAGAUUUGAAAUGCCUGUCAGAAUUUUUACGUUCUCGUCAUUCAGAUUGUACACAAGUAUUAGUAAGAAGAAAAAAAGUUGCAAAGAUUAUGGGAAAAGUGAGCAGGGCGUUUAUUUCGUAAUCGAUUUGUUUAUCAAGCCGAGAACGCGGCGCUUUAUGGGAUAUAAUGGUGUUAUUUUUCCUCGAUCGAUUUUAUUCAGUACCUACGAUUACACAUAAGUUGAAUUUUAAUGGCUUCUCAGAUUUUAGAUGUGCAUAAUUGAAUACAUUUGUUUAAAGUGUAGACAGUCGUGCUGGGGUAACAUCGUUAUAUUUCAUAGUCUAUUGUUCAUCUGUCGUGCUGUUUGUAUACAUUUCGUAUGAAUGUAUUAAUUUCAGUGUAUACCGCAUAAUCUCCAGAACUGUUGCAUAAUAUUUUAAUUUUUUAAGACGAACAUAUUCUAACUUUAUAGUAUUAUUGUGUUCAUUAAGUGAUCAUAAAUUACUCAGUUUUAGUUGAAUAAAUUUGUAGAGAAAGCAGGCAUUUUCGCAAAAUCUUACCAAUAAACUAGACUUCUAUUUUAAGGAGUUGUUAAUUUAUUUUCUAUUGUAAUUAUAACCCUAGUGUUAAUAAUUCAUGAGGCUGUUGAACUAUUAUUAGUAACUUAUUACAUUUUGUAAAUGAAAUUUUGUGAAAUGUACUUACACCAUUAGACCACUGUAUUUUAAAGCGAUUAAAUUUUUUAGCCAUCAUUUCCACAUUUUGUGUUCUUAAUACAUAUGUGCAAGCGGAACGAAAACAAGUUAACAAAUGUAAGAAGUUAGUCUGAGUCUCGUGAACUUCUAUCUGUAUAAAAUGUUGGCACGUUAUGAGUUUAAAUAGUUAACAAUUUGUCAAAAGUGGUGUUACGUCUUUCAAUAUAAGCUUCUCUGUGUCUAUUUAACUAUUACAAUCCUACAUUGGCAGAUCGUUAACGGUAUAAAACGUUUUUAAAAUUUAAUUUGGAAACAAGUUUAUUUCAUUGUAUGUUUUAUAAACAAACUAAAAAGGCUGUUAGAAAAUUGGUAUAAAUACGCUCUCUUAAUUUCUUAUAAGUAAAUUCGAAAAUUUUUACUAUUUUGAAUAACACUUUUGCUCGUUUAUUAAAAACUAUUGUAAAUAAUACUUUUGUUUGUAUAUAAUUAUCAAGACUAGCAGUAUUUUUUGUACAAAAGUUUGUCAAUUAUGUUUUAGGUGUUAAGUAUCAUAAUUUAGGGCAAAGGUAUUAUUUAAAACAAGUUUAAAUUUAAAAUUAGAAUCAAUGGUGCAAGCUAUUAGAUAAUAAGUCACAUUCCUACUUCUGUAUGUCAUUGUUUGAAUUAACGGUUUAAAUGCAUCCAUGUGAUUGUCGAUUUUCUUAUGUUAAAAUUUAGUAAUUUGAUAUUUAGACUGUUAAUUCAUUAAUUUAUUAUAAACGAAAAAAAUAAUAAAGAGCCGGACAUUCAACAAUGUAGAACUUGUCUAUGUUGUUUUAUGUUGAGAAAAUCCCAAAAAAAUAUAAUUGCUUCAACAUUGAUUGUGGCACUUAUUACAACUAAAAUUUUAGCAUUCACACUAUAAAAAACUGAGGUUUUCUUUUACCGUAAUGUGAAUGUUCGAAUUUUUAGUGCGGAUAAGUUGUAGAAUGUGGUAUUUAAUUUAUAAUAUACAUAAAAUGGAAAAAAAUUAAUAACGCGAUUACUAUAUACGGGUCUAUUAAUGAACGUUCUGGGUUUUUGAUUAGGUCCUCUGAAUGUGAAUAUUUGUAAAUAUGUGAUUAGUUUAUGUGUAUGAAUGAUCAAUAAAAUCUGUCAUGCAGGUUUUAGAUUCUAAA